AUGGCGACUUUUAGGUUGACCUAUUCAGGGCGGCCAUUCUCGGGGCUUGCCAACCUAGGCGGGACCAGUUGUUCGUCGUCGUGGCCUCACCUGGGAAGAGUCUCUUCGACUGCUCAAUCUUCGCGACGCGUUUCAUCGGCUGCUUUGUCUUCCGCUGCAUCCUCUGACUCUUCUCCUCCGGUCGUCUCGCCUGUCUCUCUUUCGCCGUCGUCUUCUUCCUCAGCAGACUUGUCGCCUGUCGCGUCCGCGUCUGUUCCCCCACUUUCGAACUCUUCUUCAUGUGUUCUCUCCUCCCCAGCCGCCUGCGCUUCUCCUUGCCCGUCUUCCUCUUCAUCUCGUUCGUUUCCUCUGGGAAUAAAGCAGACCUUGCCUCGACAUAUUUUGAGGGCAACGGGAGACCAGCCGUCUUCCUCUUCCUCUAUGUCUGCUCUCGCCGCGAAGCCUCCCAAGUCUCCCUGCUCUCUCUCGGUCGACACUUGUAAAGAUUCUUCUCCUUCUGAACUUGUCGUUUACGAGCGCCGAGACGGGAAGCGGUGGGUUCACAGACACCAGCUGUCCCUCUACCUCUCUCAUGCAGUCGGUCUCGGCUACUUCCGAGCGCAGUUCGAGGACUCCUCAGUGACGCCAGCUGCGGUUUUCGACUGUCUUUCUCACUUGGUGCGGCCGCCGGUGCAUGCGGCGCGGAGUGAGGAAGAUGAAGGCGACGAGGGAGGAGAAAGGAGACAGAACAAACAAGUGGACGGGGCGCCAGAUGGAGAUGGAGAGCGGGUGACAGCGCAGGAUCUGUCAGAGUUCAUGAAGAACUGUGUGGCCUCACGAUAUCGCGACGUCGACGUCCUCGACGUUGUGACGGAUGUCCUAAGCGCUCUUCUUAUUGGCAGUGCGGAUCUGCCUCUCCUCGUUGAUAUCGCUAGCUCGUGCAUCGCACUCUCCUUGCUGCGUCCAAAGUUGUUCACGGCCAUUGCCUCUCGCCUUCUUGUCCUGCUACCUCCGGCCCCGGCGUCCGGUUCUUCUCCCCUCGACGCCGCCGCCCUGUCUCCUCGCCAAGCCGUUCGCCUGGUUGAGUCGUUCAGUCACCAACGCUUUCGCCACCCCGAUGUGCUUCCACUUCUGUUCCUCUCGCUGUCGCCGUCCCUGCCGUUUUUGUCACCUCGUCUCGCCUGCCGUCUCCUCCACGCAGUCGCGGGUCUGGGUGCAUGCGCCGCUCCCGCGGAAACAGUUCAGCUUCUUCUCAGUCGCGUCGCCAGCGGCCUCGGCGACUGCGUCGGCCGUCCAGGCUGUGAAAGCGAGACCCACUGUCAAACAGCCACAGGCGACCAUCGAAUGAUUCAACAAACGUCAGACCUUCCAGAAUCCGAGUUUCUCGAGAAACAGAUCCAGGGACAGAAGCUUCAGCCGCAGUUGGCCUUGGCCGACCUAACUAAAGCUACGCAUGCGCUGCUUCUCCUCGAAAUAGAACUCGAACAGAAACCUCUGCUUGAAAGCCUCUUGACCGCGAUGGCACCGGAAAUCUUCGACCACCCUGUCGAGUUCUGGUCAAGCUCGCCGGCUGGUCCUUCUCUGCACAGGCGGCUGCUCCUCAUCCGAACAGCUCUCCGACACCUACAUCGGGACACAAUCUACAACUCUCUCCCAACAAUGGUCCGCCAGGCUUUUCGGCGUCUCCACCGAAUCGAAAUCACUUCGCCUCCGCGCUCUCCCACCCACUUUGUAACUCGUAUGAGCGCGUUAUUGACACGGCUUCGAAUUGCGCACUUCUGCUACGCCAUCCGAGGGCCUUUGGUCUUCGACGUUCUUGAGCGCGAUCGGCCUAUCGUCUGGCAGUGCAACACGGCGGAUCGAUUCUACGUUAACAGCGCUGAGAAGACAACAGCCGUGAAACUUCAGGAGCGCAUCACCCAGGCGAUGGGUCUCAAAGUGGGCAAUUGCGAAUACUGGCAAUGGAUGAAGAUGAAACGAAAACGUACCCGUCUGGAGUACAUUCGCAUGCAGAGAUACUACAUUUUGAAGGACCGAAGACAACACGAUCCGGACUUUGAAGGCUGGACUCUGCCUCUGGUGCACCACAUGCAUCGCCGAAACCGCCUCCAUUACGACUACUACUUCCCGAACUAUACCCCGCUUUCUCGAGUUGAGUAUUGA
Messenger RNA from Toxoplasma gondii ME49, 2142 nucleotides. RefSeq names its product RAP domain-containing protein. The transcript is spliced from 11 exons. The coding region runs from base 1 to 2142 and encodes 713 amino acids. The record is from RefSeq and is a predicted model, not a curated record. Lineage: Eukaryota; Apicomplexa; Conoidasida; Eucoccidiorida; Sarcocystidae.